UGUCAAUGAGUAUUAUAAAAAUAAUUUCUACAUUACUUUUAAACUGAUCGAACGAUUCAGCUCAUCUUCGAACUUGAUUAACUUAAUUACCUAGAGAAUGAGUGUGAAAAAUUAUUAGGAUAUGAUAAGAGUUGUAAGCGUUAUCGCGAUGACAAGACUCGUUAUAUUCAUAGGGCGCACAGAUAUUUUAAAAUGGAACUUAAACGUAUUCAAAUUCCCGUUAUUGACAAUACUGAAAAGAAAAAACAAUUGAUUGAUAAAAUUGAAGUAACAACAUUAACAAUUCUUAAACAAAUAUGUAAUUCGCAAAUCCCAAAAAUUUCAUAUCAACGCCGUAAUUCAGAAAUAAACUUGUCAAAGUCAACAUCAAUUGCCCUAAAUGAUUGUGAUGAUUGUCCUCUAUUAUUAGUAUCUUGUGAUGAAUCACCAAAUAGAACAUUUAGUGACAAUAUAGUAGAAAUAGAUUCGUUUGAUGAACUAACUAAUUUAACGAAAGAUUCAUCUUCACAGCAAACUGAAACAAUCGUUGAUUUUUCUACUAUAUCAGGUCGAAAACAAUUAACUCGUAUGAUGACAAUCUUAUCUAAGGCGCAUAAAUUACUUCUAAGUAAUAAAAUUCAGACUAAGCGUUCAUUGUACUACGAGUUGAAGUCUGAAGAAUCAACAUUAUUUGAAAAUGAAAGGGUGGUUGAUUAUCAAAUUAACAGUGUCGCUAAAUUAUUGGAAUGCUCGACAUGGGAUUUAGGAUUGAUUGCUACUUCUAAGGGUCUUGUGGCUGGAAAUUUAAAAUUGUUUUUCGAAAAUAAUGACACAAUCUUCUGUGAUGUUUUGGAAGGUUGUUUGGUUCCACAAUUGAUGUCGAGCAAUAUGGGCCAAUUGACUGCCAUUGAGACUACAGCUAAAUCAAUUAUUGUCGUUGAAAAAGAGGCCAUUUUUAAUAAGUUAAUGAGUGAAAAAUGCCCAGAAAAAUUGGAUUCUAUUUUAAUUACAGGUAAAGGUUAUCCGGAUACAGCCACAAGAAUUUUUGUUAAAACUCUUGUUGAUAAAUUAGAAUUACCUGUUUUUGUUCUUGUUGACUGUAAUCCUCAUGGGUUUGAAAUCAUGUGUACAUACAGAUAUGGAUCGUUGAAUUUAUGGUGGGAACGAAAAGAAUUAAAAUGCUUAAAAAUAAAAUGGAUUGGAAUUUAUCCAACAGAAAUACCAUUUUUUUUUCUAAAAAGAUUACCACUAACUGAUAACGAUUUAAAAAAAUUGGAUGCUCUUGAAAAACGUACGUAUUUGACUGAUGAUGAGAGAAAUGAAUUAAAAUUAAUGAGACACGGCAAAGUCGAAAUAGAGGCUGUCGCAACGAAUAAUUUUAUUUCCAUGGAUUAUCUUACAUCCGUUUAUAUACCAAUGAAAAUCCGACGAUUAACCCAUACAAAUUAAUUUUAAAUUUUAUUUUACUUUAUAGAUAUAUAUUUUGAUUAACUAUUUCUUACUUAAUGUUACUGAUUAUUAAUAAUUAAUUUUGAAAUACU
Molecule: messenger RNA, 1520 nt
Organism: Microplitis demolitor
Lineage: Eukaryota; Metazoa; Arthropoda; Insecta; Hymenoptera; Braconidae
Gene: mei-W68
Product: meiotic recombination protein SPO11
Exons: 4
Coding region: 193-1428 (411 amino acids)
Biological process (GO): reciprocal meiotic recombination; meiotic DNA double-strand break processing; meiotic DNA double-strand break formation
Cellular component (GO): nuclear chromosome
Molecular function (GO): DNA binding; ATP binding; DNA topoisomerase type II (double strand cut, ATP-hydrolyzing) activity
Source: RefSeq, a predicted model, not a curated record